Messenger RNA from Cryptotermes secundus, 1036 nucleotides. RefSeq lists its product as uncharacterized. Bases 222 to 707 code for a protein of 161 amino acids. The record is from RefSeq and is a predicted model, not a curated record. Lineage: Eukaryota; Metazoa; Arthropoda; Insecta; Blattodea; Kalotermitidae. The transcript has 2 exons.
GACACGGUGGUCAAAAUGGAAAAAUCGACAAAACCAAGUGCCUGGGUCCAGGAGGAGCUUCACACAUUCUGAGGUAGGGGAAAAACUUGUUCAGUUAAGGAAUGAGUUGGAUAAAAUUAGCAUGAUUAUGAAGGCUCAGGGAGAAUGUUGUAAUCAGUUACUCAGUGAUUCCACCAGGACAAUUGAGAUGGAGGAGGAAGAACAACCUCCCCACUUUCAGAAUGAGGAACUUGUUGGUGAGGGCAGAAGAGCAAUACCUCAGAAACCAGCAACUUCAGUAUACAAUACCGUUAAAAGUAGAGGAAGAUGAUGACGAAAAUGAUGACCACUUUAAGGAUCAAUUGAAUUCCAUGAGGACAAUGGAGAUUGCAAUAGAUCAACAUCUUCACUUUCAGAAUGAGGGGGAUUCAGCGAGAACAAUGGAGGACGAAGAGGAACGCCCUGUUCACGUUGACAAUGAAAAAUAUUCAGAAAGUUAUUUUGCGUUGAGGAGAGAACAGCAACUGCUCCGAUUCCAAGAAUGCGGGGUGCAUAUCAUGCCGCCUGUAAUAGAAGAAGAUGAAGAUGAAGAUGAAGACGAACACGGAGAUGAUGCCAACUUUCAGGAUCAGCUGAAUUCAGUGAGGACAAUAGAGAUGGAAAAGGAACAACCUCCUCACUUUCGGAAUGAGGGGAGUUCAGUGAGGAAUUUGAAGGUGAGGGCGUGAUGAGCACUCCCUCAGAUUCCAACAAAGAGAAAUGCCGAUAAUAAUGGAAGAAGACGAACAAGAUGCACAUCCUCAGGAUGAGGUGGAUCCUAUGAAGAUUAAGAUGGAGAGCUUGCCUUUGAUUAUUACGGAAGAGAUAGAAGGCCAUCAGGCAACCAUGGAGUCCCCUGUCGAGAUGAGGGGACGAAGGGAAGCUAUAUUGCAGCUUCCAAACCUACGGUCGAAAAGAAGAAGGAACUUCCACUGAAGAUGGGAGUGGGUAUGGCACAACCCCCAAAUCUCAAGGCAAGGACAGCCAAGGCCGUGUCUCAGAGCAGCACGUACCACAG